AUGCUCAAUUCCACAUGUCUCGUGGAAGCAUUAGAGACUUCCAUCAGCCCCCGAUCAAAUUCAUCCACUUCACAGAAAGAUGGAACUUCUUAUUUGUCUCUUAUCGGGGAGAAACUUAAAGCCCAAGGAUUGUCCCAAAGCUCCAUCAAAAUUAUAUUGGCAUCCUGGAGAGCAGGUACUCAUAGUCAGUAUCAAUCUCAAAUUAUCAAAUGGCAAGAAUUUUGCGCGCAACAUAAGUGUGAUAUGAUAUCGCCACCUGUUACAUUUGCGGUGGAUUUUUUGGCGCAGUUAUCUGACUCUG
Messenger RNA from Paramuricea clavata, 301 nucleotides. NCBI's taxonomy places the organism in Eukaryota, Metazoa, Cnidaria, Anthozoa, Malacalcyonacea, Plexauridae. The record is from the annotation of a GenBank genome assembly.